GGUUAAUGUUUCAUGAUUCAUGGAGGAAGAUAAACACCGAGAAGACGAUGUCAUAAUAAUGUUUUCGGACGAAUUCUACGAUGAAUACACACUUUUGGAGGCAUGUCUGGAGUAUGAUUUUGAAGCAGUCCAAAACAUACUCGACGAUAGCCCGACAGAUGAAGAACUAAACGAAAGAGAUAAAAGUGGUAAGACGGCUCUCUGCCACGCAUGUGCAUCCGGAAUGCUACCUAUUGUGCAGCUCCUUUCCGAGGUUCCGGAGGUGGAUGUGAAUUUAAGUGAUAAGGAGGGAAAUUCGCCGCUUAUUUUCGCUGCACAAGCAGGUUAUCGAGAGAUCGUAAGGGUACUGCUCCAUGAAUUCAGGAAAAUAAGAGUGGACCAUAAGAAUAAAGCGGGCUUCACGGCACUGAUGAAGGCAGCACUACAGGGAAGGACAUCCUGUGCUAAGUUGCUUCUUUAUGCAGGGGCUAAUCCAAAACUAAGAGACCACGGGAGGCAGCUUUGUGCAGAGGAAUGGGCUCGGUUUACGGGCAGACAUGAAUGUGCAGACGAAAUAGCGAAGUUUACUAAGACCAAAAGAUUCUUAUUCAACAGGUCCAGUAAAAAAGUGUAUUCUAGGUCAAGCAGUGUCCCAGAUUUAACUGCUACAGACGAUAAAGUAAAAGAAUACACAGGUCCAACUCGACAAAAGUCCAAGUCAUUUCGAAAAAAAAUCAAAAGAAUGAUUCACGGGUCUUCGAAUAAUAACACUAACCCUAGCUAUAGCAAUCAUUUGACACAGGAAAGCAAUCCAUUCGCCAUAGUUGCGAGGUGUGUGUCAACACCAGCACUCUCCAGUGGCCUACCAGGCGGGGAUACCAUUUUGAAAAGACCCAGAAGUAUAGACAAUAUCCCACGAGUGGAAGUGACGUCACCAGCAGCAACAAAAGCUGCGUGGUGAUUGGUUGCAAUUGAGAACCACAGCUUCAGUUUUUAAAAGUAAUUUGUGAAUUUGAAGUCAUUGUGAUUGAAAUAGAAACGCCUCUCUCUCUCCCUCUCUCUCUCUCUCUCUCUCUGUAGGCAUCCGUUCCUCCUAACCAAUCCUGCUACCAAAAGACUAAAUGAUUCACCUUCUCUUAAUAUAAAACUCAAAUUACAUGGGGAUAUGAUGCAUCGCAUUACUCAGUAAAGUUCUGACAUUUUUCAAAAGAAUUUGCAAAGUCAGAAAGGAACUCUAAAGGAGGUACCCAGAAUGUGCGAAAUAAUGGCUACCGACAAACAGCAUGAUUGUUUGGUAGUAAAUUCUACCAUAACUACACGGAUAUUUAAAAAGUUAGUUUCAGAACUGUAGCUCUCUGCUUGAGAAAAUUCGGACAGAUAAAGCAGAGAGCUACAGAUCCAAGCGUUUUAAAAACCUUCGAUUUACGCCGCUUUUUUUUUUUUUUUUAUUUUUUUUUUUUUUUGCUUGUCAAGUUUUUCAAUAGAUGCUCCCCCCUUUCAAAAGCGAUCCUACCAUUCCUACGUCACUGACUCAAGCACCAAUGGGAGUAAUUUAAAAAGAAAAAAUUUCAAAUCAUUGUGUAAGUGUUCUAAACUUGUGAUAUUCUAGUUACUUCCACGAGGAAGUUGUAAUAGUCGUACUACGAGGAACGACUGCCAUCUUUUAAAAUGAAAAAAAAAAAUAAAUAAAGUGACGAAUGUAAAAAUCUAUUUUUUAUCCAUUUUUCCCAAUCAAAUACCAUCACGUAAUUUUUUGUCCGUUGUUGUGCAUUAAACUUGAAUUGCCUAAUUAAUUUUAACCAAUCUUGGUAACAUCUAUGGGAAUAGGCGAGGAGUACAUAUUAAAAAUUUCAUGGUCCCUGUACCUCCAUGGCCUGUGGACAAGGCAAAAAUCACCAAAAUUAAUGCAGUCUAAAAUCCCAUCAUUAGGCCUAGACAUCAAGCAGUCAAACUGUUUAGACAUUGUUAUAAAAAGCACUGAGCCCUUGUGCAUUGUUAGCAAUUUCAGGGUGCCUUUUCCAAAAUUUUAAAACUCACCGUGGUCAGGGAAUGUUAGGAAGCUCUUUUGAUUAGAUAGUGAAAAUGUAUUGAAUUUAACUCUUCAAAAAUCUCAAAUUCUUAAAUAAGAUGGAAAACAAUAUAGAUCUACAAGUAUAAUCAAUCAAUACAAAAAGUUAUGGAUCUACAGGAUUGUAUUAUACACAGGUGACUGUUAAGGUCCUUUAGCCUCUUGUAGUGGUACAGGAGUGGGAAUGGUCACUUUGCUCUCUUUGUCCAUUCUUAAAACAAUAUUUUUACUUAAUAAAUGAUUACUUAGGAAAUCCAUUUCAUAUAUGUGUCAGUUGAUGUUACAUUUCUGCUUCACCUUUUGUAUUGUUUUUUUUCUUCGUGUUUUUAUUACAUUUUAUUCAUUGUAUGAAUAUUUAUUGUAACGAAGAUACUUCACAAACAUGUAUGUUAGAUAUGGAUUUGCUACUUUUUGACCACAGGAGCCUGAUAUAUUGGUCAGUCUGGUCAGUUAAAUUUUUAAUACAGUUACUUGAAAUAAAACCAUGUAAAUUGGC
Molecule: messenger RNA, 2543 nt
Organism: Saccostrea cuccullata (small rock oyster)
Lineage: Eukaryota; Metazoa; Mollusca; Bivalvia; Ostreida; Ostreidae
Product: ankyrin repeat domain-containing protein 33B-like
Exons: 4
Coding region: 20-940 (306 amino acids)
Molecular function (GO): protein binding
Source: RefSeq, a predicted model, not a curated record